AUGAAAGAGAACCAAGCCUCCAACAAGUUCAACCUCAUCAAGAACCCAAUAACCGGGAAGCCCCGAAUUAGCCAGGCUUGUGACAGAUGUCGUAUAAAGAAGAUAAAAUGUGACGGAACUCUACCGAGUUGCACUAACUGCUCCAAGAUAGGCUUUGUCUGCAAAAUCAGUGACAGGCUGACACGUAGUUCCUUUCCAAAGGGCUACACCAAGAAUCUGGAACAGAAGCUUAUUGAUAUGGAGCUGGACCGAAACAGGCUUAUGUUAGAACUGAACAGAAUCAAGAAAGAAGGCUUUGAUGGCACUAACAACAACAUUGCUAUGGCAUCGUCCGUCUCCAGUUCUGAAAAUCUCAAGAGUGAUGACUCUUCAGAGUGUCAGAGUGUCACCGUGAGCCUCUCCUCAACGAGUGGCCCCUCUUUAUCUCCAGAGCCAAAGCAAGACGAUUUCCGUUUCAGAGUUGGCAUGGAUGGGUCGUUUGUCCUCAAUCAGUUUCUACAAUCCCCACUUAUGGACUACAUCAAAUCCCUGAAUGUCCUACAGUUUAACGGUUGUGCUAACUUUGAUCAGAGCUUCAAUGAUGAUCCUUUGGUGUUGAACAAAUAUCACAUGAAUCUAAACAGGUUUUUGAACUUGAUUUUUUACAAGUUGCUCCUACCGUUGAUUCACAGAAACUCAAACACUCUUAACGAAAAAUUUGCAGAAGACAACAAUAGUCUAGACUCGUUGAUCUGGAAGUUUUUUACAAACUACAACAAAUUAAUUCCUAUCUUGGAAUUUGAUUCCUUUUACAAGGACUACCUCCAAUUUAUUCACAAAUACUACUCUAAUAAUCAGGUCUUUGUUGAUGGGUUCAGAAAGUAUUUCGAGUUUAGCGAGUUUGAACAGUGCUUUAUUGUCAAGUUGAUUUUGAUUCUCAAGUUCACUCUACCUGUUAUUCACGAUACCUCCGUCCCUUCGGAAAUCUAUAGAUUAAUUUCUAUGGAUAGCCUACAAAGACUAUUUGGAAACAUCGAUUUCCUCAAGCCCUCGACUGACAAAGUUUCUAUUUUGCUGUUGGUCUUGCACUAUAUGGUUCUCUACGAAUCCCCAAAAUCUUUGCUGGACACUCAAGAUGAAGCUCAGAAAUAUGAUGAGUUCAUUGGAAAUUUACUAUCCACUGCAGUUCAUCACAUCACUUCACUCCGUCUUCACAUUGACCCAAGAAAGCUACAAUUUCCAAGACCAUUACCAUCGAAUGGUAAUCGUCUCAGAAUCAAACUUUCUUGGUGCUACAAACUGAUUUCCAAACUUUUCCGUGUCAUUUAUAACAUUGACAAUGACUCCCUCUACAGUUUAGAUGAUUCACACUUGCCUGAAUUGCAGUCUAUCUCUAUCCUACACGAGGAAUUGGAUGUCACCAUUCAGUUCAACAACCUCCUUAAUCUUAUUCCCAACAACUUCCACAGCUUGCGGGACAAGCAAUCGUUGAGUAAGAUCAAGACUCAGUUAUUGGAAUGGCACAAGAAUUUCAACACAGAGUUUGUGGAACAUUUCAAUCUGAACGACACUGACAGUGAUGAGCUCAGUGCCGAAAAAAUCAAUGUGCUGCGAUCCAAGCUAAUUUCUCUAAAUCGUUUGAACUGUUACAACUCUUACUUUCAACUGGUCAUCGAACUACAAUUGAAAGAAAAUUUGGAUAGUGUGGUGUCUGGAAUAUUUGGUUUGUCCAAUGAGAUGCUUAUUGAUAAUAAAUCUUCUACUGAAUUGUUGAACACCCUACAACAAACGCCGAUAAUUCAUCAAUCUUCAAUUUUGGUAUCCCUAUGUUACAGGAUUCAAACUGGUAAUUUGCAGGACGAGAUUUGUUCAAUCUUAGUUAACAAUUAUGAAAAACUACUUCAAUGUAACGAUGCUGGAUUGCCGAUCAAAAUUCUUCCCCAAUUGGUCCACUAUUUUAAGGGCAAAAUAUCAACCAAUUUAUCAAACUCUGCUGCUCAUGAAGACUUGAUGAAUAUGUUCACUUUGAAUGAUAAUCUCUCUACAACUACUACCGAUUUGGACUCUUUCAUAAUUCCGCCAAAGAGGAAACAGGACCAAACACUACCAAUUGGAACAAAGCGCUCAAAGUCUGCUUCCACGUCCUCCGUUAUCUCUAGCGAUGACUGUUCAUUGUUUUCCAACUCGUUAUCUGUGCCAACUACUUUCUCGGGAAGUUCUAUCAGUGUUGGAAUGGAUAAUCCGCCAAGCUCGCUUUUUGGAAGUUACAAGAGACCAUCUUCAAUAGUCAAACAAGAACCAACAAUCAACCCGAGGUCAAAUGGCACUAACACCGAUAGCAAUCUAUUCGAUACCUUUAAUGAUUCUAUCAAAGGCUCUUUGAAUAACGGUUUGAAGAAGUUGAAAGAUAUCAGAUGCAAUUCUGUCGUGGAAAGAUCUCACUCUUCCCAAAGAAAUGAUUUCUUGAUGGAUCAAGAGGACAGUAUAACCAAGGAGACCAUCAACUUUUCUGAGCUUUUCACCUGCGGAACUCCAACUGCGUCUCAGAGUAUUGACAGAUCUCCCAAGUCACUGCUGUUAAAUGACUUAGCUAUAGCUCCCGAUACUUUGGUCAUCAAACCAGACGCUGAAGACCUGGACAGAUUGAAAAACAAAAUCAGAUCUGUCAAAUCAACUGUUCACUAG
Messenger RNA from Komagataella phaffii GS115, 2664 nucleotides. Its product is annotated as Zinc cluster transcriptional activator. Gene Ontology annotation, biological process: positive regulation of transcription by RNA polymerase II. The coding region runs from base 1 to 2664 and encodes 887 amino acids. Lineage: Eukaryota; Fungi; Ascomycota; Pichiomycetes; Pichiales; Pichiaceae. The record is from RefSeq and is a predicted model, not a curated record. Gene Ontology annotation, molecular function: DNA-binding transcription factor activity, RNA polymerase II-specific; zinc ion binding; sequence-specific DNA binding. The transcript has a single exon.